UAUCGUGAUCUCCUGGACCAGUGGAGGCUUUGGUUUCAUCGAGCCGACUUCGACAUCCAUUACAAGUCGCGUCUCGUCUCUAUCCUGCUCACUUCUCCUUAUGUGCUCAGUGGUAUUAAUACCGGAGGCACCUCAGCCGGCCAACAAUCCAAAAGAAGUCAGCCAUUCACUUCGGCACACUCCUCUAUUGAUCUAUUUGCCUCUGCCGAGGACUCAGCCCGAAUGACUGGACAGUUUGCACAACCCACUUCGACAGCCCGGUCUACGCGCGUUAGCAUUGCUGGUCCUCUGCCUCCUUCAUCGCUUUCAGCUGCUUCACUUUCUUUUAUCAGUGGAGCUAGCAUCAACACUAUCUCCGGAGUUAGCACCAAUAUGUCGCGCAGCCAGACAGCUUUGCUUAAUAGCACACUAGCAGGCCAGAGUGCCGGGAUCACGGUUACCACGUCUGUAGCACCUACAAGCGUUACGAUGCUUGCUGGUCUCGGAAUAGGCGGCAUUUCUAAAAAGCUCUCAGCCACGACUGCCCCUCUAAACUUAACAGCAGUGACGAUAUCACCGACUGGUGCCAGUGGAACCAAUUCCAUCUCGCGACAAUCAGGAGUCGGCGCUCAAGUCAGUGGUAUUGGAUCAACACCUCUUCUGGCCGGACACGAGGCAGGUCCAGCAAUUGGACUCGCAGCUGGGGCCCGAGCUUUGUCACAACUAGCUGGAGCCAGUCAGGUUCGUUUCUGUUUGUGA
Messenger RNA from Protopolystoma xenopodis, 738 nucleotides. Lineage: Eukaryota; Metazoa; Platyhelminthes; Monogenea; Polystomatidea; Polystomatidae. The record is from the annotation of a GenBank genome assembly.